AUGUUUUGCCAGCAAGCAUGUUUCAAUGACCCUUGCACAUGUGGUAUUACGUCGAUGCGUCUGUCGCAGUGACACGAAAACCAAACGAAAUUUAAGAUUUAACCUAAUUUCUCGUGUGUAUUAGACAUGAAGAAGCGGGUAAACCCGGAGUCAAACGAGAUGACUUCAACAAAAUUGACCAAUGAUGUAGAGGACAAGGAGGAAAACGAGCCCCCUCUUAAAGUGAAAAAGAGCAACUCUGAAGAAGUGGCAUAUCGCCCUGUGAAGUUGUCCAGAAGUGACCUUUACAGACCCCCAACAGUGGAGGAGCUCAACCAGCUGAAAGAGGCAGAGAGUUUAUUUCACUGCAGCUUGCUCAAAAUGCAGAUGGAGGAGCUGUUGAAAGAAGUUACCCUCAGUGAACGCAGGAAACGGCAAAUCGAUGCAUUUAUUGCAACGGUCACCAAACUCUUAAGGGCCGUACCAAGUUCACCUGAGGUGGAGAUUAACGACCUGUCGUGGUUAUCCAAUGAUGUAAAGGUUCCUAUCCUCCUGUUACCCAAAACACAAAAGGGGAAGUUCCACAUGGCAUCUCCUGCUUCUGUUGAUCUGAUUGGAAGCUACCCGUUAGGCACCUGCACCAAACCACGCGUCGUAGUGGACCUGGCUGUCACUAUCCCGGCUGAUAUCCUCCACCCCAAAGACUUCUUAAACCAGAGGUAUCCCAGGAAAAGAGCCAUCUACCUGGCAGGUCUGGCUCAAUACCUGACAGCCUCCUCAGACAUAGGAUCCAUGUCCUACUCUUGCCUUCAUGGGAAUCGACUUCGACCCGUUCUGCUGCUGAGUCCUCCAGGUAAAGACUCAUCCAUCUUGACAGUCCGCCUUCAUGCUUGUCCGCCUCCUGGAUUUUUCAAGCCCAGACGCUUCCACCCUCAGAUGAAUAACAUCAGGACAGGCUGGUACACUGGAGAGAACAAUUCACAAUCAGAGAUCACUGAGCCUCCCACUCCGCAUUACAAUAGCUCCCUUCUGGGUGAUCUGCUGCCCAGGGCUCACCUCCAGUUUCUGUCUGCUGUGAGCGCUCAGUGCUCCGCUUUUCCCGACGGGGUGGCUUUGCUCAAGGUCUGGCUCCGUCAGCGAGAUCUUGACCAGGGCACAGGGUGUUUCAAUGGAUUUCUGGCCUCCAUGCUCUUGGCUUACCUCCUGACCGCACGCAGGAUCAGCAACACCAUGACUGCCUAUCAGCUGCUGCGAAACACUUUGAACUUUCUGGCAACGACAGACCUGACAAUGAAUGGAAUCAGCCUAGCCAAAGAUCCCGACUCGACGGCUCCGUCACUGGCAGACUUUCACGAUGCAUUCCAGGUUGUGUUCAUUGAUCCGUCUGGACACCUCAACAUGUGUGCGGACAUGACGGCCUGCACCUACCAGCAGCUACAGCAUGAGGCCUCGGUGUCCAUGCAGUUCUGGGACGACCCCAUGGUGGAUGGUUUCCACAGCCUUCUCAUGACUCCCAAACCUAUGAUAAGGACCAGUGACCACAUAUUCCAAUUGUGUGAACUUGUCAAGCUGCAGUCCAGCUGUAAGAAGCUGAACUUGCUCAGUGAGCUGAUGGACCGUAGUGGAAAUUAUGUGCACACGGUGCUCCCGUUUAUACUCUCGCUGCUUCAGAGGGGUCUCGGACAAAGGAUCAUCCUCCUCACCCACUCACUUUCCCCUGAGCCUGAGUGGUCGCUGGAGAGCGAACCCCCCAAGUACAAAACCCAGCCGCCACUCACCUUUGGUUUGUUGUUACGACCUGAGCUGGCAAUGUCUGUUUUAGAACGAGGACCUCCAGCAGACAGCCCAAAGGCUGCUGAGUUCCGACAGCUUUGGGGCGCUCGCUCGGAGCUCCGUCGUUUUCAGGACGGCGGCAUCGCUGAGGCCGUCCUGUGGGAAGGAGAAAGCAUCUGCCAGAAACGGCUGGUGCCGCAGCAGAUCAUUACACACCUACUCCAGCUCCAUGCAGACAUCCCCGAGUCGUGUGUGCGACAUGUUGGGGCAAUUGUUGAUGAUGUCAUCAAAAUGGGAAGUAAGGAGUCAAGUACUGGAGAGGAGGAAAGUUUGCAUGUGGUUCAGUCUUAUGAUGACCUGAGCAGAAAACUUUGGAAACUGGAGGGUCUUCCUCUGUCCAUUACAUCAGUGCAAGGAGCACAUCCGUCACUCAGAUACACGCAGGUUUUCCCCCCUCGGUCGCUGAAGUUCGACUACUCCUUCUUUGGCAAACAAAAGUCUUUCCAACUGCUGGUACCAAAGGAGGGUAAACCGUGCCCAGCUUAUGUUAACCCUAUCACAGUGAUCUGUCACAUGGAGGGCAGCGGAAAGUGGCCUCACGAUCGCCUGGCCAUCCGCCACAUCAGAGCUGCCUUCCACAUCCGGCUGGGGGAGUUACUCAAGAUGCAACAUAAUUACACGUGCAGACCCUGUGCCACACACUUGGAUGUCUUGAAGGACGGCUUUGUGUUCCGCAUCCAGGUGGCGUACCAUCGAGAGCCCCAGGUACUGAGGGAGCGAGUGACUCCCGAGGGACUCUUGAUCGUCAGGGACAAUGAGGAGGCUCAGAUCUUGGAGAUGAACACCAUACACAAACCUCUACUUACCAGCACACUGCACGGGCUCCAGCAGCAACACCCAUGUUUCGGGGCAGCGUGUCGCCUGGCCAAACGUUGGCUUGGCGCCCAACUCUUCAGUGACGAUAUCACAGAGGAUACAGCGGACCUUCUGGUGGCGUACCUCUUCCUGCAGCCUGCACCGUUCACCCCUCCUGGUUCUCCUCAGGUGGGCUUCCUCCGCUUCCUUCAUCUGCUCUCGUCCUUUGACUGGAGGAACAACCCGCUGAUCGUCAACCUCAACAUGCAGUUUACAGCGGCCGACUACACGGAGAUCAAGAAUGACUUCAUGGCCUCCAGGGACUUCCUACCAGUCAUGUUUAUAGCAACGCCUAAAGACAAAAGUGUUUCGAUGUGGACCAAGCGAGCCCCCACUGUCCAGAUGCUGCAGCGGGUGGUGAUGGUGGCUGCAGAGAGUCUCAAAGUUCUGGAACAUCAGCUGAUAGAUGGCAGUCAGAUUCAAGAUGUCAGGGUGGUCCUGCGUCCUCCUCUGGAGGCGUACGACGUACUGAUCCACCUGAACCCCAGGCAGGUUCCACUGCUCAACCAGGCAGUGGACCGUCCGGCCGUCAACUUCAGCAGGGGCGUGGUCCGCGGCAACGUGGUCGGCUCGGGGACGAAGAUGCCCGUCACCGACUACAACCCUGUGGCCCUCUACCUGGCAGAGCUUCGGGACGCAUUCGGAGACGUGGCCCUUUUCUUCUGUGACCCCUACGGAGGAUCUGUGAUCGCCGUUUUAUGGAAGCCAAAGGCCUUCGCCCCGCUUCCCUUCAAGACGUCCCAGAUGUCUGCCAGGAUCGCGGAGGUAACGGGCAAAGAAGCAAAGUCGGUUCCCAAUGUGGAAGCUAUACUGGAGGACUUCAGAAUCAUUGGAAAGGAUUUGGUUAAAUCCGUGGAGGCCAGGACUGAAAGAUGGUCAUUUUAGUUUUUUUGUCACAAUUUUACAUUUUAUAUUUUUGCAAACCCCAAAUAACAGGUUUACAAUCACGGUGAAGCACGUGUAAUAAAUAAUAUAGACUUGA
This is a messenger RNA of Hippocampus zosterae (dwarf seahorse), 3649 nucleotides long. It is a transcript of the gene nol6, whose product is annotated as nucleolar protein 6 (RNA-associated). The coding region runs from base 127 to 3552 and encodes 1141 amino acids. Gene Ontology annotation, cellular component: UTP-C complex; small-subunit processome; CURI complex. The record is from RefSeq and is a predicted model, not a curated record. The transcript has 26 exons. Gene Ontology annotation, biological process: rRNA processing; tRNA export from nucleus. NCBI's taxonomy places the organism in Eukaryota, Metazoa, Chordata, Actinopteri, Syngnathiformes, Syngnathidae.